AUGCGUUUCACCGUCGCUGCUUCUCUCUUCGCCGUUGGCGUCGUGGCCUCCGAGACCCCCAUCUCGACCGCGUACGCCACCAGCCUGGUCACCAUCACCAGCUGCGGCCCUACCGUCACGGACUGCCCUGCUGAGUCGACCGUGGUCACCACCGCCACCGUGCCCAUGACCACGUCGACCGUCUACACCACCAAGGUGCACACCGUCACCGACUGUGGCCCCGAGGUCCCUGACUGCCCUGCCCACAGCACCAUCAUCAGCACCGAGACCAUCCCCGUCUCAACCACCGUCUGCCCCGUCGCCACUGAGACUCCUGAGCACCCCGAGACUCCUGAGCACCCCGAGACUCCUGAGCACCCCGAGACUCCUGAGCACCCCGAGGAGCCUGAGCACCCCGAGACUCCUGAGCACCCCGAGGAGCCUGAGCACCCCGAGGAGCCUGAGCACCCCGAGGUCCCUGAGCACCCUACCUGGACUCACCCCGCCAGCAACGCCACCUCCACCCACCCUGCUGAGCAGCCCACUGCUCCCGUUGAGGAGCCCACCGAGUGCGUGCCCAGCCACUCCACCACUGCCAUCACCAAGAGCUACACCACCGUCCUCACCUCGGUCGAGUACUCCACCAUUGAGAUCCCCUGCGAGACUGAGGCUCCCACCACCAUGCCCGCUGUCACCUACACCCAGCCCCCUGCUGGUGGCAACACCACCGUCCCUGAGGUCCCUGCCCCUGGUGCCGCUGGCAGCCUCGCUGGCUCUGCCUUCCUCGCCGGUGUCGCCGGUGUCGCCGCCUUUGUCCUUGCGUAA
Messenger RNA from Emericellopsis cladophorae, 804 nucleotides. RefSeq lists its product as uncharacterized. NCBI's taxonomy places the organism in Eukaryota, Fungi, Ascomycota, Sordariomycetes, Hypocreales, Bionectriaceae. The transcript has a single exon. The record is from RefSeq and is a predicted model, not a curated record. The coding region runs from base 1 to 804 and encodes 267 amino acids.